Messenger RNA from Armigeres subalbatus, 1179 nucleotides. RefSeq names its product general odorant-binding protein 45-like. Gene Ontology annotation, biological process: sensory perception of smell. Bases 1 to 1179 code for a protein of 392 amino acids. Gene Ontology annotation, molecular function: odorant binding. The transcript has 3 exons. Lineage: Eukaryota; Metazoa; Arthropoda; Insecta; Diptera; Culicidae. The record is from RefSeq and is a predicted model, not a curated record.
AUGACUACGUCAAUUCAGCGGAAGAUGGAUGUCAACCUCCCCUUGAGUGAAGUUAAGGAUGACAUCCAACAGCUAAAGAUCAAUAACGCAGCUAGGAAGGAUGGUAUCGGAGCUGAUCUCAUCAAGAUAGGCCUGGAAAAGCUAGCCCCUUGCCUGCACAAACUGAGAGUCAGAAUUUGGGAAACUGAACAGCUACCGGAGGAGUGGAAAGAAGGGGUAUGCCUCAUCUACAUGGAAGGCGACAAGCCAAUGUCGUGUUCGGAGGAGGCGGCUUCAUCCGAAUCAGCCGUCUCCAGCUGCUGCCCGAUUCGCAGCAGCUCAGAAGCAUUACUUCUUCCCACGAAAUACAUCACAAAACUGAAGGCUAACUCCGCUCAUCUGUCACUCACACAUCUGGCACUCAUGUCCAAUAUCGUUCAAAAAAGUCUCAGUGUGAUCAACGAAGAAUGUGGUUUAUACAGUCCACCGGACCUUUGUCUUGAGCGAUGCGUCACGUUGCUGACUCGUGACUGGAACGAAACCGUUGGACUGAGUCUCGUUUAUGACCGUUUCUUCGAACCGGAUCCAACCGAUCGGUGCAACACCAAUCGGACGCUCAGAUGUUUACAAGAAAUUGAUGCUGGCAUAGCUCCACAGGAGAAAUGUCGUCGCGCCGCCGGUUCCGUCCAGUGCUACAUGGACCAGUAUGGGCGGGUGAAUUUGGAGGCUGCCAGAUUUGUGCCGCCCACGCCUUUGCAACAGAUGCUGAUCAUCUGGGAAUGCGGCGCCAUGCUUGGAUAUUCGGGCAAUCAAAUUCUCGGCUCAAUUGCCGAUUCCAAGUUCGACAUGCAGGAAACACGCUGUCUCUUUCGGUGCUAUUUGAUUCGCAGCGGAAUGUAUUCCGACACGGACGGACUCAACAUGGAACGGUUCUACGUCGCAUGCGGUGGGUAUGAAGAUGAGUUCUACCGUGCUGUGAGGCAAUGUACGAAUCGGGUGCGAAGUUCAACCCCUUGCGAAGACCGGUGUACGCUGGCUCAGCGGCUGGCAGUGGAAUGUAUCGGGGAACGGUACAAUCAAAAGUUGGACGCUGGGCCGACCAAUAUCAUGGCGAACAAUGGAUCCACUGUUAUAUAUUCGAUUGUACAGAAUUAUGCUGGGAAUGAUAUUAACAAUAACUACUUCGUUAAAGGUGGAUAA